Molecule: messenger RNA, 4939 nt
Organism: Cherax quadricarinatus
Lineage: Eukaryota; Metazoa; Arthropoda; Malacostraca; Decapoda; Parastacidae
Gene: MESK2
Product: misexpression suppressor of KSR 2
Biological process (GO): signal transduction
Cellular component (GO): cytoplasm
Source: RefSeq, a predicted model, not a curated record
GGGUGUCAGUGGUGGGGUGACGGUCUGGGGUUGCUUACACUUUCCUUGACUGUUGCUGCUUCUGUUAACGUGCUUGGCGGCUUCUGUUGUCUUAUACUGCUAUUAUUGUCCUCUUAAGAAGACCCGUGCCCGUCUUUUAGCCAUUGUUUAUGGCCAUCAUCUCUUAGUCCUGUAUUUCAUAUUGAUACAGAAAAAGGUUUGUUUUUCGAAGCUGUGUUUGUGUUAAGCUUUUUAACUAUCAGUGCGGAUCCACAUAAUGAUGCUAAUUAAGUGAAGUUGGUCAAACUGCCCAUAAAUUCAACUACAUGCAACAAAAUCAGAGUUUGAAAAAGAUAAAAGUGAAUUAACAAGUGUACAGGAAAUCAUCUCCCGUUGUAAAUAACUGGGUAGUUUGCAAAAAAAAAAAAAAAAUGGCAUCACUGCGUUCAAUUCGAGCAGGUUUAUCUCGUUCUUAUCAGUCCCUUAACACCAUAGGGCGCGACGGGAACGAUAACGAGGGUUUAUACGAUCGUAGCUCAACCACUGACUGGAUAGGCGUCGACAACCUCAAGAGGAAAAACGCCAAUAAACCAUUUUCGGUGAUUAAAAAUGCCAUGGCCAGAGUGUCUCGCAACAAACACAGCAGUGCUUCUAGGAUUUCAGUCAUACUUAGAGACCUGGAUGACGAGUGGACCAUUAACGAAGACCCUUCUGAAGGGAACAGUUUUCUGAGGAAACUGCGCUCGUCUUCCAGGAUGCCUUCCUCUAUCGCCGUGCCCGCCGAGCAGGCUUCCCUCCUAGGGACGAUGCCUAGCGAUGCCCUGGAUGACAUCGAACUGCGGCAUGUCCAGUUAUCAGUGUCUAACUCGCGGUCGUUGAGCGAGGACGGGUCUACAGGCAGCAAGGAGACAGUGGACACCCAGCAUGGUCCCAUCACUGUGGCCGUCACUGGCGACACCUCUAAGCCUGUCAUCCUCACAUACCAUGAUCUUGGGCUCAAUCACGUCACCAAUUUCCAGGCCUUCUUCUUGUACCCAGAGAUGAGGAAUAUUCUCAACAAUUUCUGUAUUGUUCACGUUAAUGCCCCCGGUCAAGAGGAGGGAGCCCCAACACUUCCAGAAGGAUAUGUAUAUCCAACAAUGGAGGAACUCUCCGAAACUAUCACAUGUGUCAAGAAUCAUUUUCACCUUCGCACUUUUAUUGGAUUUGGUGUGGGUCUUGGGGCCAAUAUCCUAGCACGAUAUGCCACAAAGUACCCUUGUGAUGUAGAUGCUCUGGUCCUAGUUAAUUGCUCGUCCACCCAAGCUGGAUGGAUUGAAUGGGGUUACCAGAAACUUAACAUUCGUCACCUCCGUUCUGGCACCAUGACAACAGGCACUGUAGAUUACCUCCUAUGGCAUCACUUUGGCAAGAGAGAGGAAUGCAAUCAAGACCUGGUAACUGUAUAUCGACAGCACUUUGAGAAGGCACUAAAUGCCACCAAUCUUGGCCUUCUUGUUGAUUCCUAUAUUCGCCGCACUGAUCUGGGCAUUGUGCGAGAGCUUGACCCCAACAAGAAGAAGGAUGUUCGCAUGAUCCGGUGCCAGGUGCUCAAUAUUACCGCCAAUCAUUCUCCUCAUAUUGAGGACACUGUGACCUUCAAUGGAAGACUGGACCCUACACUAGCAACAUGGAUGAAGAUCCAGGACUGUGGACUGGUGAUAGAUGAAGCUCCAGGCAAAGUGGUGGAAGCCUUCCGUCUCUUCCUGCAAGGGCAGGGAUAUGCGGUGAGUGGGUCCCGGCGAUCCUCAGCAGUGUCGAUUGGAGAAGGUAAAUCGUGUUGAACGCAUCACCCAUCAUCAAAAAACAAGCUUUGUCGGUGCACAAUCGCGGCAUUGGCUCCCGACAAGCAUCUCUUGCUUCAGUCAAUGGAUCUGCAACAUGCGUAAAGGAUAUCCGAAUUACAGAAAAUCCCCUGCAAAACCCCACUGUCUGAGCAUUAGCAACCUUACCUGGGAUGAAGAAUGGGACACUUCUAUGAAGAUCAUUGUGUUUGUGAAGUGACAGUGGUUUGUCGAUUUUAGUCAAAUGGUCCUGCAGUAUGUCAACUAUAAAAAGAUCAAAGGACAAAUUUUAAGCGUUGACAGUGUUAUAGGAUAGAGGCAUAAUUCUUACUGAUGACCACAUGAACUUUUUUUAACCAAAAAAAUUAUGGCUUGAAAUUUUUUUAAAGUAUGCAUUAUUUUUCUUUCUUGUGAACAUUCAUUUUUUUUUAUUAUACAAGUGAUGUCAGUGAUUUUUUUUUAUCAUACUUCAGGUAUUACAGAUUUUAGAGCUAUGAUAUUAAUAGGUAAGCUUUGUUGUUGCUGUUGGUUCGAGAGGCUUCUGUUGUUCAGUCGAACAAGCGUUUAAAAUAGCUUUCUAAGUGAGAUAUUCCACAUAACCACUGUUAAUUUGGGAGAAAGGAUUACCUAGAUUUUCUGCAUUGCAUAGAAUUUUUGGAGUAAUAAGGGUAAAGGCUUAAAAUUAUAUAAGCAUUGAAGUUGAUACUUGGCAUUACUGAGAGUAAGGGCAAACUCAACUCAAAUUUAGUGAAUGCUGUCUGAAACUGCAAUUUUGCAUAUAAAAAUUAUUAAAAUAAUUUUUUAACUUAUUUUUUAUACUGUACAUCCUGUAUACAGUACAUUGUUUUAAAUAAUUUUUGGUCAUAGUUAUAAGGCUGAGUUUGCCCAUGCUUUUGGCAACACCUUGUAUGCUUUCUAUAUCACUGUCAGUACAGUAUUACAGUCUGCUGCUUCACAUAGCUUACCAGAGAAAUUGUUGUCACCAUUUAAUUAGAAAAUCAUGGGUACUGUGCUAUUUAACUAGGAAUUAUGAGAGGCUCUAGUUUCACAGGAAUAAUAAUAGACUAAGUAGCACAAACUGUGAUACAGUAUUGCUACAUGCAGUUUUAAUCUUAUUUAAAAUCCUAGUAUUGUUCAUUACUUUAUUAUUCAAUUCUGUCUACUUAUUUAAUCUUUUGUUGCCACUUAUUUUAUGGUAUGAUGCAGUAUUCUUGAGAUUUAUUUUAAAGUUUUAGAUUAUCAUUUGAAAAUCUGAAUUACUUAAGUUGAAACCAUUCUUCUUAAUUUGGUUUUGAAAACAAAGCACUGAUGCAGACCUCUUGGUAAAUAUAAUCUAGUCAGAUUUGGUAAUGGUAUUGUAAGAGUCCUGAGGAAGACAACAUUCAAGAUAUUUGUACAGUGCCGUUUUCAUGUUUAUAACAGAGUACACAGUGUGUUUCAGCACAGAACAAGAGAUAUGUAUCUUGAUAUACAAUUUAACCAUUUUAAAGGGAGUUAAAUUCCAUGCAGUUUCCAUUCUGUUGCACUCCUUGAGAAUGUGAUUGAGAGAUCAUGAAGGAACUUGGCAUAUAAUUCCCUUUGAAAUUUGUGAAAUUGAAUACAGACCCAAAUUUUAAUUGUUUUUCAUUUUCUAAACUUUUAAACAAAUAAUAUAUCCAUAGAUAAAUGAGUUACUCACAAAUUUUCCAUGAGUAGCAAGAGUAGACUUGAGAUGAAGUUAUGCUGGAAUUUUGAAUCUUACAAAAACUUUGCUGAGGUCUCAAAGAUAUUGCUGUUUUAAAUGAUCUUUGAUAGGGAGCUCCAUAUCUUGAAUGAUAUUACUGUAACUCAGAGGGGAUAUGCCAGGAACAAUUAUUUUUAAAUAAAAAUGGGGAAAAUAAUAUCUCGCAAAAGUACUCAAAUGCUAAAGCUUGUGUAUAUAGUUGUUAUAACAAUGUUAGUCUUCUUAUUCAGAGAAUCCCUAUGUACACCACUGCGCUGAAAUGUUAACACGUGAAAGUCUGAAUAAUGUGCCCUGAAAAUGUAAUAGAAACCAUUUUGAAUCAUGUUCAGCUCAUUGUUACUCUCAUAUUCCAUUUGUUAAUAAUGCCUUUUAAUUAUUUUACUUACAAAGCCUAAGUUUGGGGCUGCAACACUUUCUCGCAUACAUUUGAAUGAUUGUGUAUCUGUUUACUGAGGUCGCUCUUAAGGGUGAAAAUCCUGAAGCAGUUAAUGCAUUUUACCAUAUUACUAUAGCAUUGAUAGUUAAUGGCUUUUAUGUUAUUACCAUCUUGGUUUCCUUGAAAGAUAGGUGGACUUCCACAUUAUAUAUAUGGCAACUGUGUGUAUAUACAAUAUGCGUCAAAACCCUGUGGUGUCUCCUUUCUCUUGGAUAAGUUGGUAAUGAUGUUGAAGAACCAUUAGUAGGUACCCCUCUUUUAUUAUUUAUGUAAAUAGUUAAGAUUUUCUGUUACAUCACUAGCUAUGUACCUUCUUUAGUUAUUUACAUCAGUAGGUAUAUGCUCACUUAUUUGCAAAAGUAUAUACCAUAUUCUAUUAUUUACAAUAGGAACCACUUUUAUUUACAAUAAGAACCUUUCAUUUACAGUAAUAGGUACCCACUUUUAUUAUUGUAAAUAAUAGACACCAUUUUCUAUUAUUUACUCUAAUAGGUACCCUAUUCUAUUAUUUACAAUAAUAGGUAUGCACUCUAUUGUUUACUCAUUCAUUUAGGCAGUAUAAUAGUUGUGAUAUCUUGCUUAUUUUAUAGAUCAAUUAAUUUAGAAUUUUAUUUCCUAUAGUAUUGUUUUAAGGAUAUAUAAAUAAAGGUUUAAUAGAGUACUCUACUUGUUAAAACUCGUAGAUUAAAUGGGUUCAGGAGAAAAUGUCAGAAAUACAAUGUGUUUUAAAGUGACUUUAAUUCUUGUAAUCUAUUUUUAUUAAGUUUUUAUUCAAUAAGAUAUGUUUGAAAUUUAUCAGAACUAAAGUUCAUAGAUCUUGGAUUCUAUGAUAGUUUAGUUUUAAUGUAGUGACUGUAAUAUAGUGUGACAUAGUAUUUUAACAGGAGGAAGAUUUUGCACCCAGGGUGAUCAUUCACUACAUGCUGAAGCCAUAUCCUGUGAAAAAAAUCAAUAAACAAACAAACAAAAUAACAAAAA